ACGGACUUCCGCGGCCACCGUAGCGCGGCCUAGCAUUGCCAGGCGCGCCUUUUAAACCGCGCUCGGUGCGUUUCGCCACGCUGGUGAAGUGGUUUUUUACACCAACGGGAUCCUUCCUAGAGUUUAUUAUUACUCUAUUAUUACUCUUAAAGUGUUACAGAGCAAACACCCCCGCCACACUUUGUAUUUCAGCUCUGCGUAAAGAUUCGAAGGCUGUUUAAGGUUUUCACCGCGUGUGUCUUUGAGGCAAGCCUUCAACGCGUUUCACGUCUUUCUCGGUGGAAGCCCCUGUCUCGCGAUGAACCCCAACAAGAAACGCCAGCGGCACAGGAGCCACCAGGAUUACGGGAAGAUUCGUCGAACUGACCUCUUGAUGACCAGCCCCAAGAAAGGGCUUGGCCCUGGCGGGCAGGGCGGUGGCGGCAGUGGUCGUGGUGGAAGCAGUGGCGGUGGUGGUGGUCGUGGUGGAGGUGGCGGCGGUGGCGGUGGUGGCGGUGGUGGUCGUGGUGGAGGCAGCGGCGGCGUUCAUCAGGGCGGAGGUUGGACACCAAAGCCGGGCGCCGGUGGCUCGGCACAGGCCGCGGCCGGUAGCGCCAACUCAGGGCUCGAGGUCCAGCGCAGGGGCCUGCCCAUCUACGCGGUGCGGGCCGAGCUCACCCGCCGGCUACAGGAGCUGCACACCGCCAUAAUCAUCGGCGAGACGGGCUGCGGGAAGAGCACGCAGGUGCCGCGGUUUCUCCUGGACGCCGGCGUGGGCAGCGAGAGAGCCCACGUCGUGGUGACUCAGCCUCGGCGCGUCGCGGCCAUCGCCCUGGCGGAGCGCGUCUCGCGAGAGGCGGGCAGCCCCCUUGGCACGCUGGUGGGCUACACGGUCCGCUUCGAGGACGUGCGCUCCGCGAGCACGCGUGUGCGCUUCGUGACUGACGGGAUGCUGCUGCGCGAGGCGCUGGGCGACCCGCUGCUCUUGGCCACGAGCGCCGUCGUGCUGGACGAGGCGCACGAGCGCUCGCUGCACACGGACACGCUGUUCGGCGUCGUCAAGGGCGCCCAGCGCCAGCGGUGGGAACAGAAGCUCCGCCCGCUCAAGGUGAUCGUGAUGUCCGCCACGAUGGAUGUGGACAGAUUCGUGAGCUAUUUUAACGGAGCUCCUGUGCUUUACGUCGAAGGGCGACAGCAUCCCAUCCAGAUCUUCUACACGCGCGAGCCUCACUCUGAUUUCCUUCACGCCACACUCAUCACGAUCUUCCAAACGCAUCAAGAGCAGGAGGCCGAGCACCACAUCCUGGCGUUCCUCACGGGCCAGGAGGAGAUCGAGGCGAUGGGCCGCGCCUGCAGGGACCUGUCGCGCCAGCUGCCGCCCAGCGUCCCGCGCAUGUGCGUCGUGCCGCUGUACGCCGCGCUGCCGCACGCGCAGCAGCAGCGCGUCUUCGCCCGCGCGCCGCCAGGAACGAGGAAAGUGAUUUUGGCGACUAACAUUGCGGAGACGUCCAUCACCAUCCCGGGCGUUCGAACGGUCAUCGACUGCGGGCUCGUUAAAGCCAAGAUGUUCAGCCCCGGCACGGGGAUGGAGGUGCUCGCCCUGCAGAAGGUGAGCCAGGCACAGGCCUGGCAGCGGGCGGGGAGGUCCGGGCGAGAAGGCCCGGGCUGCUGCCUCAGGCUUUACACGGAGAUGCACUUCCAGAGCCUGGCGGAGAACACCACCCCCGAGCUGCAGAGGUGCAACUUGACCAGCGUGCUGCUGCACCUUUUGGCGUUGGGAAUUUCCGACGUCGCCUCCUUUGACUUCAUGGACAAGCCCAGUCCGGAGGCAGUGCAGAGCGGCCUGUCACAGCUGGAGCUGCUGGGAGCUGUGGAGAGGUCGGAGGGCCAGGCCACCCUGACGCGACUCGGCCGCCAGAUGGCCUCUUUCCCUCUCGACCCCCCUCUAGCCAAGACGAUGCUGGAGUCCCAGGCGCUGGGCUGCACGGAGGAGGUGCUCACCAUCAUGUCCAUGCUGAGCGUUGACUCGGUGUUCGUGUCGCCGAGCACCGAGCGCCGGGACGCGGCGCAGAGCGCCCGAAACCGCUUCACGUCGCCCGAGGGAGACCACGUCUCGCUCGUCAACAUCUACCGCGCCUUCCGUGCCGUCAACGGCAACAAGGAGUGGUGUCAGGAGAACUUCAUUAACCACCGCAACAUGCUCACGGCCGUGAAGAUCCGGGAACAGCUCCGAGAAAUCUGCCUUAAGUCGGGCCUGCGGGUGGAGUCGGCGCGGCACGACACGGCACGCGUCCGCCGCUGCCUGGCGCGGGGUCUGUACACGCAGGCGGCCGAGCUGAGCGCCGACGGGCGGUCCUACACCCUGCUCGUUCCGCUCCGAGCCCCGGCAGCCUCCGGCGGGGCCGACGGCGGCCGCGGCCACAAACGGCCGGCAAACUACGGCGGCGGCGGCGGCGGCGGCGGCAACUCGGGCGACAACAACCCCACGAGCGUUCACGUGCACCCCGAGUCGGCGCUGUUCCGCCGCCAGCCGUCGCACGUGGUGUACACCGCGCUGGUGCGCACCUCGCGCUGCUACGUGCGGGGGGUGAGCGCCGUCGACGCGGCGUGGCUGGUGGAGGCGGCGCCCAAGCUGUUCCGGAGGCUGGGGGCCGCGGCCGGCGAGGCCGCCGAGGCCGCUCUCCCAUCGUGAUCGUUCGCUUUCGUCGUCGACGGCGGCGGCUUGGGGUGGGGGGUUUUGUAAACCAACCGGGGGUUUUGCCGUCGCGAGCGAACCGGUGGCGCGCCGCUUUGUGUGUUGAACUUCUUUGGCGUGCGCGCCGUGCGUAGCCACCAACCGUGCCGGUCGCAGGUUACGGGGGAAAUGUAAUUACAGAACCUGCCGAUGAUGUUGAAAAUAAACGUUUUAUUUAUCGAGCAUCUUUCAUGCCGCAGUGUUUCAAGGCGCUUUCACGCAAGCUAUGGUAAAAGACAAACAUUGAACAAAGAUGCAUUUUUCAUGAAAUACUUGGAAUGUUAUA
Messenger RNA from Petromyzon marinus (sea lamprey), 2999 nucleotides. The record is from RefSeq and is a predicted model, not a curated record. Lineage: Eukaryota; Metazoa; Chordata; Hyperoartia; Petromyzontiformes; Petromyzontidae.